CGCGAGGAGGGCGCGCGGCGGAGCGGCAGCAGCGAGCACCCGGGCUCCGAGUGGACUCCGCGCCCUCGUCACCAAGGCAGCUCGGCGCACAGGGGACCUUUGCAACUCCGAAAUGCAGUCCCAACAGUACCAGCAGCAGCGUCGAAAAUUUGCAGCUGCCUUCUUGGCAUUCAUUUUCAUUUUGGCAGCUGUGGACAAUGCCGAAGCAGGGAAGAAAGAGAAACCAGAAAAAAAAAUGAAGAAGUCUGACUGUGGGGAGUGGCAGUGGAGUGUGUGCGUGCCCACCAGUGGGGACUGUGGGCUGGGCACCCGGGAGGGCACCCGGACCGGAGCUGAGUGCAAGCAAACCAUGAAGACCCAGCGAUGUAAGAUUCCCUGCAACUGGAAAAAGCAAUUUGGAGCGGAGUGCAAAUACCAGUUCCAAGCUUGGGGAGAAUGUGACCUGAAUACCGCCCUGAAGACUAGGACCGGCAGCCUGAAGCGAGCCCUGCACAACGCUGACUGCCAGAAGACCGUCACCAUCUCCAAGCCCUGUGGGAAGCUGACCAAGCCCAAGCCUCAAGAAUCUAAGAAGAAGAAAAAGGAAGGCAAGAGACAGGAGAAAAUGCUGGACUAAAAGCCGCCACCUUCCAUGGAAAAGACAUGAAAAGACCAUCAGCAAACAGGAACACUUAACUAUUGCAUUUAUACCUACUAUAGGCUUUUUAUUCCAGAAUUAUCUAUAGCUUAAGUACAUAAUAGGCAGAAACAAAAAGAAAAGAACAUUUCUGUAGUAGCAUUUUAAAAAAUGUAUACCAUAGUACCAUUAGGGUCUUAUAAUAAAGGACGGUAAUCCUAUUUAGAAAGUUGUCUUAUAGUACCUGCUAAGUGAUAGAAUGUUAAGGUAAGUUUUUUGAAAUUAUGUGAUAUUUUACAUUUAAAAUCUUUUUUUUUUUUUUACAUUUUUUUUUUUUUCUUUUGGCAACAAUUUAAAUGUCAUGAUCAUGUAAACUACUUCUCUUGUUAGGUAAUCUUUUCACUUAGAGAUUUUUUUCCCAGUUGCAAAAAGUAUACACUUAACAAAGCAGCAAUAAAAUGUAAUCAUCGUAUUUGAGGAAAAUAUCUUGUUUUCUGACAGUGGAUUUUUUUUUUUUAAUUUUAGUCAGCAAAAUGUGUCUG
Molecule: messenger RNA, 1158 nt
Organism: Trichechus manatus latirostris (Florida manatee)
Lineage: Eukaryota; Metazoa; Chordata; Mammalia; Sirenia; Trichechidae
Gene: PTN
Product: pleiotrophin
Exons: 5
Coding region: 113-616 (167 amino acids)
Cellular component (GO): extracellular region
Molecular function (GO): growth factor activity
Source: RefSeq, a predicted model, not a curated record